Canariomyces notabilis is the source of this 2460-nucleotide messenger RNA. Its product is annotated as FCH-domain-containing protein. Gene Ontology annotation, molecular function: protein binding. The transcript has 4 exons. The record is from RefSeq and is a predicted model, not a curated record. NCBI's taxonomy places the organism in Eukaryota, Fungi, Ascomycota, Sordariomycetes, Sordariales, Chaetomiaceae. Bases 12 to 2231 code for a protein of 739 amino acids.
ACAAGGGUAUCAUGGCCGAGGUGGUGGACAUUGCGCCGACGCUGGGGUCGGAGCUCAAGGACGGGUUCAAGCCAGCGAGUGCCUGGGUCGCCAACGGUAUUGCAUGGCUGGACGACAUUCAGUCCUUCUACCGCGAGCGAAGUGUGAUUGAAAAAGAGUACAGUGCUAAGCUUAAUGCCCUGGCCAAGAAGUACUUCGAAAAGAAGACACGCAAGUCGGCGAGCCUGAGUGUUGGUGACACUCCGACGAUGACUCCUGGAUCACUUGAGAGUGCUUCCCUCACGACGUGGACAACACAUCUUACGACAUUAGAAGCGCGGGCCGACGAACACGAACGCUACGGAAAUGAUUUAGUUACGAAAGUGGCAGAACCCCUAAAGCAAAUAUCGACGAGGUUUGAGGAACUCCGCAAGCGCCAUGCGGAAUACGCCGAGAAACUCGAGAAAGAGCGCGAUGCGUCAUACGCCGACUUGCGAAAGAUGAAGAACAAGUAUGAUGCAGCAUGUCAGGAGGUGGAGAGCAAGCGCAAAAAGACGGAGUCCUCGUUCGACAAGGCGAAGGCGCAAAGUGCCUUUCAGCAGCAGAUCCUCGACAUGAACAACGUCAAAAACACUUAUCUCAUCGCCAUCAACGUCACAAAUAAGCAGAAGGAGAAGUACUAUCACGAGUACCUGCCUGAGCUCAUGGACAGCCUCCAGGACUUGUCCGAAUUCCGCACAAUCAGGUUGAACGGGUUAUGGACCCUCGCUGCACAGCUAGAGGCCAGCAUGCUCCAGCAAAACUCUAGCCAGGUCAACCACUUGAGCCAGGAGAUUACACGGAACCUACCCCACCUCGACUCAAUGAUGUACAUCCGGCACAACAUGGGCGGUUUCCAGGAGCCGCCUGACAAGGUUUUUGAACCCAGUCCAGUAUGGCAUGAUGACGGCUCCAUGGUUGUGGACGAGGCUGCCAAGGUAUACCUGCGCAACUUACUCAACAAAUCCAAAAGCCAGCUAGGAGAAUUACGUCGCGAAGCCGAUAAGAGGAGACGGGAGCUUGAGGCGAUGAAGCGAGUGAAGCAAAAAGUCAGGGAUGGCACGGAGCAGAAGGAUGAGGUGGUACUGAUAUCGCAGAUAUUUACGAUGCAGGACGAGCUGCACCAGGCAGACCGGAAACGUCUGACUGCCGAGGUCGAAACAUCGACCAUCACCUCGGUCGUCGGCGACGUCACGCUCGGCGCGAAGAAUCACAACUUCAAGUCCCAGACAUUCAAAAUCCCUACUAAUUGCGACCUUUGCGGAGAACGAAUAUGGGGUUUAUCGGCCAAGGGGUUCGACUGCCGCGACUGUGGCUUCACAUGCCACAGCAAGUGUGAGAUGAAGGUGCCGGCUGAUUGCCCGGGAGAGCAGUCCAAGGAAGAGCGCAAGAAGCUGAAGCAAGAGCGGCAAGAGGCGGCAAAUGCUCUGCUUAAACCGAGCGGUCCACCGGAACAUGUCGCAGAACUACCCGCCCUCGGCCGUUCAGACACUGUCAACUCGACAAGAUCGGGGUACGCGGCCAGCGCCCAGCGAUCCAUGACGGGUCCGCUGUCUCCGACAGAGGAGACGGCGCCAGAAGUGCCGAGCUCAACGCGACCCACGGGCACAGCGGCACCGAGCGCGUUGAGGAAGAACCGAAUUAUAGCCCCACCACCAAGCGCGUAUAUCAGCGAGUUACCGGGUAGUACCCCUAACGGCUCAUCGCCCGCGACGGAGCAGAAGGGUAAGAUGUUGUACUCCUUUGAGGCUGGAGGACCGGGGGAGUUGUCGGUGCCUGCAGAACGGGAUGUAGUCAUUUUGGAACCCGACAGUGGAUCCGGCUGGGUCAAAAUCCGGGCGGGCUACAAGGAAGGCCUUGUACCGGCAAGCUACGUUGAGGUCGUCGCUGCCGAGCCGGCUGCUCUCGCUUCACAGCACACAGGGCAGUCGGCGCGACCUCCUUCAACUUACUCAAACAGUGGUUCAUCUGUAGGCACUGCGGGCCCCACGGGGAAGAAGAAGGGUCCAGCGGUGGCACCGCGACGCGGGGCCAAGAAGCUCAAAUACGUGGAAGCCAUGUACGAUUACACGGCGCAAAGUGAGGCCGAACAUAGUAUGGUUGAGGGGGAACGGUUCGUGCUGAUCAAGGAAGACCCGGGGGACGGGUGGGCUGAGGUGGAGAAGGGGGGUGUCACCAAGAGCGUGCCGGCUAGUUAUAUCCAGCAUGUUUAACUUGGCUGUAGUUACAAGACGCUUAUUCCUCGCCUUUCAGUUUCUUUGGUUGUAAAGGAGGAGGUUCAGGGAUAGCAGAUGGGACAGUGAAGCGGCCUUUCAUGAUUAAGUGUAAUCGUUAUGUGCAAUACACAUAUGUAUGUACAACGCCAGCAAGGGGGUUGCUGCAGCGCAGUGUACCCCAAUCAGAAAUCCCGGAUGAAAAAUCCAAGAAAUUCUGCAUAUGGCC